Messenger RNA from Closterium sp. Naga37s-1, 987 nucleotides. NCBI's taxonomy places the organism in Eukaryota, Viridiplantae, Streptophyta, Zygnematophyceae, Desmidiales, Closteriaceae. The record is from the annotation of a GenBank genome assembly.
AUGGCCUCCCGUGCCCUUGUCUCGGGUCUACCCAGGUCCCUCCCUCCCCUUCCUCCGGGGCCUGCCCCCACCUGUGUUCCUUGUGUCGAGGGCCGGCAGCGCGCCGCCCCUCACUCCUCCUCGUUUCCUCCGACUGAGGCUCCUCUGCAGACUCUUCACAUGGACGUGUGGGGCCCAGCCCGCGUCCGUGGACAGGGUCACGAGCGCUACUUCCUCCUGGUCGUUGACGACUACUCGCGUUACACCACAGUCUUCCCCUUGCGCAGCAAGGGUGAGGUCCCUGAGGUGUUGAUCGACUGGAUCCACGGUGCUCGCCGCCAGCUCAGUGAGAGUUUCGGCUCAGACCUUCCUGUUCUGCGUCUGCACUCGGACAGAGGCGGGGAGUUUUCCUCCGACCUCCUGAGAGCCUUCUGUCGUUCGGAGGGCAUCCGCCAGACGUUCACGCUUCCAACCUCCCCGCAGCAAAAUGGGAUUGCUGAGCGCCGCAUUGGCAUGGUCAUGGACGUCGCUCGUACGUCCAUGAUCCAUGCGGCUGCUCCCCAUUUUCUGUGGCCGUUCGCGGUUCAGUACGCGGCGCAUCAGAUCAACCUUCAGCCUCGUGUCUCCUUGCCGGAGACCACACCUACUCUGCGGUGGACGGGGAAGGUUGGCGAUGCGUCCGCGUUUCGUGUCUGGGGAUCUCGAGCUUUUGUCCGCGAUACUACCGCGGACAAGCUGUCCUCCCGUGCCGUUCCCUGUGUCUUCCUUGGCUUCCCUCCUGACGCACCCGGGUGGCAGUUCUACCACCCCACCUCGCGUCGUGUUCUGUCCUCUCAGGACGUAGACCCUGCCGAGCCGGUCGAGGUAGCUGUCGACUCAGGUGCUGCUGGGGGUGCUUCCCCUGCGGGUGCGGGGCCUGGGGGUGCUGAGACUGGGGGUGCUGAGUCUGGGGGUGCUGAGCCUGGGGGUGUGGCGCCUGAGGGUACUGCGUCUGGAGCGGCUUCGUGA